Molecule: messenger RNA, 758 nt
Organism: Carassius gibelio (silver crucian carp)
Lineage: Eukaryota; Metazoa; Chordata; Actinopteri; Cypriniformes; Cyprinidae
Gene: mkrn2os.2
Product: MKRN2 opposite strand, tandem duplicate 2
Exons: 4
Coding region: 1-672 (223 amino acids)
Source: RefSeq, a predicted model, not a curated record
AUGGAUCAGAAGAGCGUGAUCAGACUCAGUCACUGUGACAAGGACAUCUACUGCUUCUUCGUGCCGGAUCAGUGUCCCGAGUGCGGCGUCAGCUUCAGCGGCAAGCGUCUGGAGGAAGCCCCGGUCAGCGUCCCCAGCCCCUUCAGUAACGGACACAAAGAACCGUGUGCUUUCCUGGUGACCUCCACAGAUGUGCUCAGGGACUUCGAUGGCAGUUCUGAUCUUCACACAGGAAUCAGCAACACGAGCGGCACGGUGUACAGCUACACACGGAGCGGUGUGCAGAGAGAGUCUCAGGGCUGGGAGCGCUGUGUGUGUGUGCCGCUGGUGCACACACACAUGUUCAGUCUCAGGAGUCAGUGGGACCAGUAUCUGGAGCAGUUCUCCAGCGCUCACACCUGGGACCCGGCCAGCCACAGCUUUGACGAGGAAAGCCACAACUGCUACAGCUUCUCUCUGAUGUUCAUCAACUGUGUCCUGGCCACGCAGUCCAAGCCAGCGCUGAGUAAAGAUGAGUUCACACGCUCCUUCGUGCUUCCUCGGAUCAAACGAGCUUCCAAGUACAUGAUGCUGUGCCGUGAGAUCUCCCAGAACCACUUCUACAUCGUGGACAGUACACACAGAGACUCAGGCCAGGGUCCGAGUGAGGACGACGACAGCAAGAACAAAUGAGAAGAAUCAGACUUCCUCAGCUCCUUACACGUCUUCUCUCAAGGUGAAGAAUGCCGAAACGUGCCUGUCGAUCCGUACUCUAAUGA